Messenger RNA from Anthostomella pinea, 753 nucleotides. The record is from the annotation of a GenBank genome assembly. Lineage: Eukaryota; Fungi; Ascomycota; Sordariomycetes; Xylariales; Xylariaceae.
AUGGAGGCCUCGCUGCAGCGCAAGAUAGAGCUCCAGACGCCCGAGGACCUGGCCUACCUGCUGGCCAACGUGCGACGCGCCGCGGCCGCGCGCAUCGACGAGGCCUUCCCGCCGAUGGUCGACGGCGCGCACGGCGAGGACGAGCUGCGGACGCGGAUCGAGGAGCUGGUGAACGAGUACAUAGCCAAGACCUUCACCCUAGCAGCCCCCAACCUCUCCAUCAACGGCCUCGACGUCGACACCGCGCGCGUCCUCUCUUCUUCCUCUUCCUCCUCCACCACUAACCCGUCCGAGCCCGAGGUCGUCUACGAGCCCUUCGACGCCCGCAAGCGCGCCCGCGUCGAGGACCUCACGGCGCAAGAAGAAAAACUACUCGGCGAGAUCGCCAAGCUGAAACGGAGCGCCCCGGGCGCCGCGGCCGGCGCCUGGGCCGAAACUACAAAACGCGGCGUGCGCGAGGACGAGGAGGCGCUGGCGGCUGUGAAUGCGGCUACUAUCACUUCUUCUGCGACGGCAGCUACGAAUGGCGACGGUGUAUGUAGCGGUAGUGGUAGCAGCGGUGGUGGUGGUAGUGGUGCUGGUGGUGCCAGUACUGGUCUGGACAUCAAGAGCCUCGACCGACAAGCCGACGUGGAGAAGACCUACGCGGGCGCGGUCGGCGGCCUGGGCAGGCUGAAGAGGGAGAUGCCGGCCGUGGUGGCGCGCAUGGAGAGGGCGAGGGGCGCGGGCGAGUAUGUGGUUACCCAACGUUGA